Messenger RNA from Rana temporaria (common frog), 1004 nucleotides. Its product is annotated as C-type natriuretic peptide-like. The transcript is spliced from 3 exons. NCBI's taxonomy places the organism in Eukaryota, Metazoa, Chordata, Amphibia, Anura, Ranidae. The coding region runs from base 235 to 612 and encodes 125 amino acids. The record is from RefSeq and is a predicted model, not a curated record. Gene Ontology annotation, cellular component: extracellular region. Gene Ontology annotation, molecular function: hormone receptor binding; hormone activity.
CCGCCGGCACCACUCGCAACUGACCAGUCCUGAAAUCAGGACAGACACAGAAAUACUGAAACUGCGUGCAACUUCCUUAUCCCGACUGACCCUGCUGAGACCAGAGGGCCACUGACACCCCCCAAAUCUACCGAAACCCCCCCAAAUCUGAAACUUACCUUCCCGACUGACCCUGCUGAGACCAGAGGGCCACUGAAACCCCCUCCCCCCCAAAUCUCCUAUAUCACCCCAAAAAUGAUGGUGGGAGUGUCAGCGCUGACCCUGGUGACCCUUCUGAUCGUCGGGGUAUCCGGACGGCCGUCGCCGCAACUCAAACACCUGAAGUCUUUAGCCGAUCUUUUAUCCCAGGACCUGAGUUCCUCAGAGGAGGUCCUACUCAUGGAGAGUCUGGAAGAUUUGGGGGCGUCCAUCUCUGGGCCCCGCCCCCGGGAUACAGCCGUGCCUCAAGACUCCUCCCAGCUCCCGCCUAACCGCGCCUGGCUCCGCCUCUUCAGUGAUUUCAUGAACAACCAGAAGAAGUUUCGGGGGCGCACAAAGAAAUCAGGAAACUCCCGUGGAUGUUUUGGGAUGAAACUGGACCGGAUCGGAACUUUCAGUGGGCUGGGCUGUUAGCAUCAGGUCGGCCGCUCCAUUGACGACUCCCCGGGUGGGAUGAUUUCUCCAGAAAUAAAUGAAACAAACAAUGAACUAUGACCUACAAAUACGAGCCGUGGUGCUGCGCCCCCAAGACUGACGCAUUCCGCACACGGCAGAGACAAAGCUUUGUGUGUUGAUGAAUCCGCACUUUGUGUGUGAAGGAUUUCUUGUUUUUUAUUGGACGGUGAAUCGUUCAGAAGUCAUGACUUGUCUGCCAUGUUUUUGUAAGCAAUGUGACGCGGGAUUUUAUCCUGAGAUUCCCCAAUCCCCAUCUUCUAACGACUUGCACCCCAACAGGAACCGGGUGUGGGAAAUAAAGUGCAACUCAACCUAUAAUGUCUGUGUCUUAAUAAAAGUCUUAUGCCAAA